Molecule: messenger RNA, 1918 nt
Organism: Rosa rugosa (rugosa rose)
Lineage: Eukaryota; Viridiplantae; Streptophyta; Magnoliopsida; Rosales; Rosaceae
Product: pollen-specific leucine-rich repeat extensin-like protein 1
Exons: 1
Molecular function (GO): protein binding
Source: RefSeq, a predicted model, not a curated record
UAAACUGCUGGACACUUCCUCUUCCCCCUGGCCUUCAUGCAAGAUUAUUAUUAAUAAAUCACAAACAAAAACAAGAGGUACAUGAAGCAAAAUUCAAAACCAAAAGGAUUAAUGGUUUUCUGAAAGCAAUCGCCUCAAACUUUCCUUGAGUUUGAAGAAAACUGAAGGUGGCCUACUGUCUGGAUCUGGUCUUGUCUGGGGGUUGAAGAUGUCUUUCCUUGAGUUCGAAGAAAACUGAAGGUGGCCUACCGUCUGCGUUUGAAGAUGUCUUUCUCCAGCUCCACUUGAAACAACUUUGAAAACUACAUAUAUGGAAUGGAACGAGGUAGGUCUUUAAUCCUUAUCAAAGCAAAUAAUCGUUAUUUAGGCUAUUAUUAUUAAUAAGCGUAAUUUAGGCCAUCGUAUUUCUCUUCUUUCUUCCAAAUGUGAAAGUACAAGAUUCAUAUUAAAGCCAGAAUUGUAAUGGUGAACUGUCGCUAGCCAGCCGGAACAUAUUUUCUUCCAGCGGUAUCAUCUGGUCUGAUUAAAAUGAUUGAAAGUGAGACUAGUAACCAGUGCGCAUGUUAUGUAUCUUUCACUUGGAUACAUAAAUAUAUAUAUAAACAACUAACUGCUCUCUUACCAUGAUCAAACCAAUUAACUGACUGAGGAAAGGAGAGGAGAGGAUUGAGAAAUGGCUUUGUUUUCAUUCACUUCCAUUGCUAAAUGUGCCAAUGCCAUCUCAUUUAUUCUCUUUGUUGUGUAUGUCUCCAGUUUGUUCAACCAUCUCAAUCUGGCUUCUGUUGCUGCAAAACACAGCAGCCGCAAUGGUGUAUAUGCUUCUCAUCAUCAUCAUGGCCAUCACCGUGGCCGCCACCAUAGUAACCAUUCUGAUUCUGCUGCAGCAUCAGAUGAUCAUUCCAAUGCAAGAUUGGACCGAGCUUUUCUUGCCCUCCAAGCAUGGAAACGAGUGAUUUACUCCGACCCAUACAACUUUACCACCAAUUGGAAAGGUCCUUCAGUUUGCACUUACAAGGGUGUGUACUGUGCACCUGCUCCUGAUGAGCCCAAAACCCAAGUUGUUGCUGGCAUUGACCUUAAUAAAGCUGACAUAGCCGGAUUCCUCCCAGACGAAUUAGGCCUCUUGUCGGACCUUGCACUUAUCCAUCUGAACAGCAACCGCUUUUGCGGCAUCCUCCCUCAGAGUUUGGCCAACCUCACACUCCUUUAUGAGCUUGAUCUCAGUAACAACAGAUUUGUGGGUCCUUUUCCUACUGUAGUCCUCUCUCUUCCUAGUCUAAAAUAUCUUGAUAUUCGCUACAAUGAGUUUGAAGGGCCAAUACCUCCACAACUCUUCAGCAACAUAGUACAACUAGAUGCAAUAUUUGUAAAUAACAACCGCUUUACCAGUAUAAAUAUUCCAGCUUCUAAUUUAUUAUCAUCAGCCAGUGUGGUGGUGUUUGCUAACAAUAAAUUGGGCGGAUGCCUUUCUCCGAGCAUAGCUAACUUUGCAGACACAUUGGAGGAGCUUUUGCUAAUCAACACAAGCUUGUCGGGGUGUCUUCCACAACAAGUUGGGUUUCUGUACAAAUUGAGGGUGUUGGAUGUGAGCAAUAACAACCUGGUUGGUCCUAUACCUUACAGCCUUUCAGGGCUAGCUCAUUUGGAGCAACUAAAUUUGGCCCACAAUAUGAUGACUGGGAUUGUGCCAGCUGGAGUUUGUAGUUUGCCAAAUUUGGCAAAUUUUACAAUCUCUUAUAAUUAUUUCUGCGAGGAAGACGGGAUUUGUCAGAAUUUGACAACAUCCAAAGGAGGCAAGACUGCAUUUGAUGAUCGCCGUAACUGCAUGCCUGAGAGGCCAUACCAGAGGACCCAGAAGGAAUGUACUGCUGCUCUUGAGCACCCUGUUUACUGCUUUUAACAUCCUUGUGUUGUAUAA